Messenger RNA from Ceratitis capitata (Mediterranean fruit fly), 2705 nucleotides. RefSeq names its product protein rhomboid-like. The transcript is spliced from 3 exons. The coding region runs from base 36 to 1670 and encodes 544 amino acids. Gene Ontology annotation, cellular component: membrane. Gene Ontology annotation, molecular function: serine-type endopeptidase activity. NCBI's taxonomy places the organism in Eukaryota, Metazoa, Arthropoda, Insecta, Diptera, Tephritidae. The record is from RefSeq and is a predicted model, not a curated record.
AAUUUGUUUAGGAGAGGCGCUAUUAGCGUUUAUAUAUGUAUAUGACAGAAGAAGAUAAGACGCUCAUGGAGACAUCGAAGCUCGCAAAAGCGGCAGUAUUUGCCAAAGUAGAUGUGCUUGCAGAAACAGAGGAGGUGCCCGAGGCAGGUGAGCUCACAGCAGCAGCAGAACCCAAAAAUGUUAUGGAGCUCAAAAAAGCAGCGGUGCUCAGCGAAGAAACGGAGUUUGGAAAAAUAAUUGAGCCCGAAAAGGAGCGCACGUCAGUGCCGGGCGAAGAGACAGCAAUAGCAGCGCGCGUAUUAGAGCCAAAGCCAACGUCAGGAACAGCACAACAACAUUUGCAACUUGAACACCAAAACCAACAACCACAACAACUACAAUCUGAGCCAAAUUCACAGCCAAAGAAAUUGAAAGCAACAGACACGAUAAUAGAAAUAGCUGAAGUUGCUGCGAGCACAAAUGAUCUAGCGGAAGCUCACUGUGCAGAUACUAAAAUCCCUUUGACAUCUCUUCUCACGCCGCAACAGUUCAGCCUAUGUGACGCUGCAAUUGUGUUGCGCAUCCCAUCGUGUUCGUGCACCAACAAUUACACAACAACCAACCUCUGCUCGCUUUCCGCCCAAUUGCAAGCAACAACGCUACCAUUUCCAACUCCGAGCUCCCGUUGGAGAGCUCCUCAAACAGUUACCGUUGCUACAGUUGGACCGGAAACGUUGGCGACAAAUCAGAGCACAUGUCGCACUGUCUGCUCCAAGCAACGGUUGCCGGGGAAGGUUGAGAACGGAGAGGAAACAUAUUUGGCAGAUGCUGCUCCACACUGUUGUCCGCCGCCGCUCUUCAUCGUACUGGUGUCUUUGCUAGAGAUUGCCGUCUUCAUAUACGAUUACAUGGCAGUCCACUUGACGACAACAAAUGCGGAGGUAGAGCCAAAGACGAACGGAAUGUCGUUUGCGGACACACACACAGGCAUCAGCAGCGAAUCGUCGCUUAUCUAUCGGCCAGAUCGUCGUCUGCAACUUUGGCGUUACGUCUCUUACAUGCUGCUGCACGCGAAUUGCUAUCACCUGAGCUUCAAUGUACUCGCACAGCUCGCUUACGGUCUGCCCUUGGAGUGGGUGCACGGUUCGGCGCGCAUUGCCAUCAUCUAUUUGGCUGGCGUAUUUGCCGGCUCGCUGGGCACCAGUGUCGUCGACUCCGGUGUCUAUUUGGUGGGUGCGAGCGGCGGUGUUUACGCAUUAUUGGCUGCAUAUUUUGCAAAUAUUUUGCUGAAUUUCAGUCAAAUGCGUAGCGGUGUGACGCAGCUCGGACGGAUCGGUGUGUUUGUUUCCUGUGAUCUCUGCUAUGCACUGUACUCUAAAUAUCAAAACAACAACAGCAACUCUGCGUCGUCCUCCAUGGUUCGCGAAACUCUGCCGACCAUUUCAUACAUUGCUCAUCUCUGCGGCGUUUUGGCGGGUUUCACGAUGGGCUGCCUUGUGCUGCGGCAUUUCGACUCGUCGCAAGCGUCUCACUCGAAGCUGUUGUGGUGGCUGGCUUUGGGUGUCUAUGCGGCUUUUAUGUUAUUCGCAAUUGCGUUCAAUCUCAUCAACACGGUCACUGCGCAAAUGCUCGAGGAGGAGGGGGGUGAGGUAGUCAAGCAACAUUUACUUCAUAAUUUGGGUAUUUCAUAAGGUGGAAUUAGAGCGUAGACGGCAGUUAGCUAAUAAAUGUGUUAUCUAAUAUUUAUUUAUUUGUUUCUUUUUUGUUUACUUUACUUUUCGUUAAAUUAGAUAAUUAACUUCGAAGUAUGAUGUAACAGUUAGGGAGUUAACCAGGAAGGGCUCAGAUAUUUUAGAAACGGCAAUGUACUAUGUGAUGAUGAAGAAUGUUUCCCAGUUAUUAGAGCUUAAAAGAGGUGAUGACUAACCAAUAUUCAGGUAAUUCUAUGUCCCAACAGAUAAUCCUACCACUGGAAGAAAAGUUUUUGUCCCCUGAGCUGGUGGUAUGAGCAAAAUUAAAGAGAACUUGCGACCUUCCGUCUUGGAUUGCUACCAGAUAUAGGUUUACAUAGUAGGCCUACCGAUGAAAAAAAUAUGGAAAUUUCGUCGUCCUGGUUAGAAAACCCUCUAUUUUUUUGUUCUCGUUAAAAAUACGCUCAUUCACGGAAUAAAAUGACUUGGAGAGUGAAGGAUGUUUCAAGUUGAGUAAAAUUGCUCCCAAGUGAGUUCUCUUAAGUUCUACUCAGACAAAAGCUAGAUAAAUAUUGAUCAUCAAAGAGACUCGCUCACGCUGUCCACCUAGUAGCAGGUGCCUCUCGAUGAUGCCUAAGUUUCAGCUUGUAUAUUUGAAUGAGUUGAAUUAUUAUUUUCACUUUUUUAUGAUAGAAAAGUGAAAGUCCUUUCGUACUGCUUUGAAACAGACAAAAAAUGUGUCUUUCUUCAGAUCGUCGGAAUAAGUUUUUAUGAAUUUCCAUUACUCUUCGACUGAAAAGGUAAACACUCAGCGCACAAAUCUUCAGUUUUCUUAGUUAUUAGUAAUGAGUUUAGAGCCAUGCAUGUAUUAAGCACUCUCUCUCGCGCGAGAAACUCUCUCUCGUCGGGCCUCUAGCACUAAACACGAGUAACGCGCUCUCUACUGCUCACUUUGCGUAUUCGUUUCCAUUAAUAACAUUAAGAAAGUAAAAAUCGAUCCUAACUUAUAAAGUAAAUUCAGACCGACACACACUG